AUGGAUGUCAACAAUGCUGAGAUGGCCGCAGCCGUCUCUCCAGUCGAACCUUCGACAUCACCUACUCAACCUCCUCCGUGUGUUUUAUCUCCUUCACAUGGGUCUCAUCCUCCAACCCAUAUUCCUAAUCGCUCUCGCCAUCAUCAGUAUCGACAUCAGUUCUCGUCUGUGUCGACAAAUUCCUCAUCUUCCUCUUCCCCUUCCUCUAUUUCGUCUUAUUUUUCUUCUUCGAAAUCGCUAGCCUCUUCAAAGGCUUCCAGCAGCUCCUCACAUACUGAUAGCUCAAACUCUCACACGAGAGAAGAGACACUAUUAUUUCGUCUGUGGAGAAGAGCUAGAAAAGCCAUGGCUACCAUCCACCACUAUAUUAGGGAUGACAAAGGGGCGUUCAUGUACCCAGCAGCGUAUGAAGUUGGAAACCCGCUCGAAUAUGAACACAGACGCUACUGGACUCGGAGCAUUUUUGCAAGGGAUCCAGUUCUCAGCUACGACGUCGAGAAAGGGGGGGCUCUCUAUCCAGGCCCUCUUCCAGAACAAGAAUCUUACGUCUGGCCAAAAAUUCGACACGGUUUCUUUUCAGCGUACCGUAGACUCUUUGGUCUCAUCUUUCUCACAAAUCUUGCUGGACUUCUCUAUGUUGUCUUCUCAUUCAGCGGUCCUGGAAGACUAGUUCACUUGUCGACAGCCGUCUCUGCAAAUCUUCUCGUUGCUGUCUUAAUCCGCCAGGAUUUUAUCGUCAAUGCAAUCUUUGCCGUCUUUGCCUUAACUCCUCAAUGGUUCCCCCUUCGAAUCCGUCGUUGGGUUGCCAAAGUUUAUGAAUACGGUGGAGUUCACAGUGGCGCCGCCAUUGCUGCCACAAUGUGGUAUAUCUUUUUGACUGUGGAGAUCACUCGAACAUAUGCUAGGGCUGUGCACAACGGUGCCCCUGCUAGCCAUAUGCUCUCGCUACUGCUCUUGACUUGGGUUCCUCUCUUGAUCCUCUUACUUAUUCUCAUAUUCACAAUUCCAGAGCUUCGACGUCGCUUCCACGAUCAAUUCGAAGCUUCCCAUCGAUUUGGUGGCUGGCUCGCCAUCAUAAUCAUUUGGGUGCAAGCAAUUAUAAUGGCAAAUGCUACUCGUGGGGAGAAGUCCCUUGGAAGAACCCUCGCUGAAAAUCCAUCUUUUUGGUUUCUCAUUAUAAUCUCAGCCUGUAUCAUAUAUCCUUGGCUCCGACUUCGCAGGGUUAUUGUUCGUCCACAACGUCUCUCUCAACAUGCAACACGUCUUUGGUUCGAUACCGUCAAAGUUGGUUUCUGUCAGGGCUUCGCUGUCAGUGAUAGACCACUAUUUGAAUGGCACACAUUUGCCUCCCUUCCAGAGCCCGACUUCAAGUCCUGUUCUCUUCUGGUCUCAAACGCCGGUGACUGGACUAAGAAACAAAUCAACCAAGGUCCACAUAAACUCUGGAUCCGAGGCAUCCCUCGAACAGGCGUCCUUCGUAUCGCCCCGAUUUUCAAAUCCGUCAUCAUGGUUGCAACUGGGAGUGGAAUUGGCCCCCAGCUCUCUUUUCUACUCGCCUGUGGGAAUAGACUCAAAUGUCGUCUUCUCUGGUCCACCCGCAGCCCCCAGGAAACUUAUGGAAGAGAAAUCCUGGAUCUUGUCAACAAAGUCGACCCCCAAGCCGUCAUUAUCGACACAAAGAAAACCGGCCGCCCCGAUAUCGUCCAGAUUACCUAUGAACUAUAUAAAAACGAGGAAGCCGAAGCCGUUUUUAUAAUUUCCAACCAAAAGAUUACCAGGAGCACUGUCUACGCUUUGGAAUCCCGCGGCAUUCCUGCCUAUGGACCGGUUUUUGAUUCUUAA
Messenger RNA from Orbilia oligospora ATCC 24927, 1842 nucleotides. RefSeq lists its product as uncharacterized. The transcript has a single exon. The record is from RefSeq and is a predicted model, not a curated record. The coding region runs from base 1 to 1842 and encodes 613 amino acids. NCBI's taxonomy places the organism in Eukaryota, Fungi, Ascomycota, Orbiliomycetes, Orbiliales, Orbiliaceae.